AAAGCGGUGGCAGCCGCGCACUUGGGGAAGGGAAGCCAGCUGGAGGGCGCGCAGCAGCGGAGCCGAAGACCGGCUGAGCAGAACUCCGCCGAGGUUAGAGGCACAAGGCAGGAAUUCUGACGCUCUCAAGAGACCCUUCUCUGCCAGCUUGGCUCAACUGCCCCUACGAUGUGGACCCUGCUCCUCAGGGACCGGGCUGGAGUUUUAAAAUAAAAUGGAUGAUUUGACGUUACUUGAUCUUCUGGAGUGCCCUGUGUGUUUUGAAAAGCUCGACGUCACAGCCAAAGUCCUUCCUUGCCAGCACACCUUCUGCAAACCAUGUCUACAGAGGAUUUUCAAGGCCCACAAGGAGCUGAGGUGUCCAGAAUGCAGGACCCUGGUGUUUUGCAGCAUCGAGGCGCUGCCGGCCAACCUGCUGCUGGUGCGUCUUCUGGAUGGCGUGCGUUCAGGGCAGAGCUCCGGGAAAGUGGGCUCCUUCCGCAGGCUGGGCGUGCUAACCUCACAGGACGGCAGAAAAAGCAGGACCAGCCCCAGAGGUCUGCAGGCCAGCCCUUUCCGGCCUGUGCCCAGUAUCAGAAUCCACAUGGACGGGGUGCCUCGAGCCAAGGCCUUAUGCAACUACAGAGGGCUUAAUCCUGGUGACCUGAGGUUCAACAAGGGUGACAUCAUUCUUCUCCGGAAACAGCUUGAUGAGAACUGGUACCAUGGGGAGGUCAAUGGCAUCAGUGGGAUCUUCCCAGUCAGCUCCGUGGAAGUCAUCAAGCAGCUGCCCCUGCCGCCCCCUCUCUGCAGGGCCCUCUACAACUUUGACCUGCGAGACAAGGAUAAGAGUGAGAACCAGGAUUGCCUGACUUUCCUCAAGGAUGAUGUCAUCACUGUGCUCAGCCGAGUGGAUGAGAACUGGGCAGAAGGCAAGUUAGGAGACAAAGUAGGCAUCUUUCCCAUCUUGUUUGUGGAGCCAAACUUCACCGCAAGACAACUUCUAGAGAAGAACAAAGGGCGCCCAUCAUCCCGCACAAAAAACCUGUCCCUGGUGAACUCAUCUUCCAGAGGCAAAGCGACCAACACGCCCACCCUCCGCAGGGUCCCAGGAUCCAGGAGGAAGGCACCAGGACAGUUUUCCAUCACAACAGCCCUGAACACCCUCAACCGGAUGGUCCAUUCUCCUUCAGGGCGCCAUAUGGUGGAGAUCAGCACUCCAGUGCUGAUAAGCUCCAGCAACCCCUCUGUGAUCACCCAGCACAUGGAGAAGGUGGACUUCCCUCCCAGCUCUGCAGCACAGGUCAGCACUUAUCAUCCUGCACCUGCCUCCCCAGGACAUUCCAUGGCCACGGUCAGUCUGCCCGGCUCCCAGCAACACCUCUCCACUAACAUGUUUGUAGCCCUACACUCCUACUCAGCCCAUGGACCUGACGAGCUGGACCUGCAAAAGGGAGAAGGCAUCAGGGUCCUGGGGAAGCACCAGGACGGCUGGCUGAGGGGCAUCUCCUUGGUCACUGGGCGAGUCGGCAUCUUCCCAAACAACUAUGUCAUCCCCAUUUUCAGAAAGACCUCUAGUUUUCCAGAUUCCCGGAACCCUGGUCUCUAUGCCACAUGGACAUUAUCCACCUCCUCUGUGUCCUCCCAAGGCAGCAUUUCAGAAGGUGAUCCCCAGCAAAGCCGUCCCUUCAAAUCCGUCUUUGUGCCCACCACUGUAGUCAACCCUGUGAAGAAUGCAACUGGAAAUUUAGGACAAGGGUCUCUUCGGAAAGGGCGGAGCAGCAUGAGAAAGAAUGGAUCCCUGCAGAGAUCGGUGCAGUCAGGGAUCCCCUCCUUCAUGGUGGGUUCCCUCAGACGCAAUCCCACCAUGGUGGUACAGCCUCAGCAGUUCCAGUUCUACCAGUCUCAGGGGAUCCCGUCCUCCCCAUCAACGGUGGUGGUGGAGAUGGGACCCACACCAACUCCCACUGGGGAGCCUGCCCUCACCUGCGUCAGCAGAGGCAGCGAUGCCAGGAUCCACUCGACAGCCAGUUCAGUCAUCAUGGAAGGCAAGGAAAUCCCCAUCAAGAGUGAGCCUCCGCCAAAACCACCCGCAUCUGCCCCACCAUCAAUCCUGGUGAAACCAGAAAACUCAAGAAAUGGCACCGAAAAGCAAGUUAAAACCGUGAGAUUUCAGAAUUAUAGCCCUCCUCCCACCAAACACUACACUUCCCAUCCCACCUCUGGAAAGCCUGAACAGCCAGUCACCUUCAAGGGGUCCCUGCCCGAAGCAGCCCCUUUGAGCUCAGAGAUGACCAUCCUAUUUGCCCAUCGAAGUGGCUGCCACUCUGGACAGCAGACAGACCUCCGGAGAAAGUCAGCUUUCACCAAGAUCAUGCCUCCAGCAUCCACUGCCUCAGCCACACAGACCGCAUUUCCCGGCAAAUGAAUCUACCGGUGGCUUUUCCUAGACCCCAAAGAGGUGAAUUGCAUUUAAAUACAAUCUGCAUCCAAUGAGGGCAUCCUACUGUUCUUUGGGAACUGGAGCACAGGUCUUUGUUCUGCCCAUUUUAUUUGUAGGAGAGGGAAGGUGGGAGAAGGAAUUCCUGCCCCAGGUUGGAUGGUCUUCCAAAUAACAAUUUGAUGCAGCAAGGCCAUCCACACUGUUCAGACUAAGGAGAGGGACCCACUUUGUCCUCCAGCAUGCAGU
This is a messenger RNA of Marmota flaviventris (yellow-bellied marmot), 2668 nucleotides long. It is a transcript of the gene Sh3rf2, whose product is annotated as SH3 domain containing ring finger 2. Gene Ontology annotation, cellular component: nucleoplasm. Gene Ontology annotation, molecular function: ubiquitin protein ligase activity; protein phosphatase 1 binding. NCBI's taxonomy places the organism in Eukaryota, Metazoa, Chordata, Mammalia, Rodentia, Sciuridae. Gene Ontology annotation, biological process: protein ubiquitination; negative regulation of apoptotic process; positive regulation of JNK cascade. The record is from RefSeq and is a predicted model, not a curated record.